UGUGAGGUGUCUAACAAAAGCAUAAAAGCACCGGGUGAUGAAGCGGGGCCGUGGUUCCUGCUCGGGGAGGUGAGAACUGUCCGGUGCUGAAGGGGGGAAGAUGAGCUCAGCGCGCGCCGGGGGGCAGGUAACGUCAGCAGUCGGCCGGAGCAAGGAAAGACUGUGAAUACACACCUACCAAGUGUUUAUCGGCGCUCAAUCACUGAUACACACCGACUCAAAUUAAUGAUGGGCAGCUAAUCACCUCCGUGUGACUCAGAGCCGCUUUAUUUUUAUUCCGGCGCCUCAGCAGCAUCCCGCGCCCUCCGCUCGGCUUGAAAUGGGAUGAUAUGGGAUUUUUCAUGUCGACGAAGAUCGGAUGGAUUGUUGCCUUUGCCACCGUAUUCCUGUCCUUAGCGGUGCCAGGAGACUCUGUCGAUGUGAAGUGUGAGAACAUUUAUAAGGACUUCUCCGAAUGUGUCCUGGAGCUGGGAGAGAGCAUGGACAACUACCAGGAGAACGUGACCAGUGAGAGGGGAGUGGCAGCUGUGUGCAGCCACUGGGAAGCUUUCCACACUUGUGCCCUCACGGCGCUGUCCGACUGUCAGGAGGAAGUCAGCUCCAUCUGGGAGAAUCUGAGGCAGGACUCCAGGAAGAUACGCUUCCAGGGAAGUCUGUUUGAUCUGUGCAGUCCCAGCUCCUCUCCCAGUCUAAGUUCACCUAGCGCUGUCCUCAUCUUGCCGCUGAUCCUGGCCUUGACUGGGCCCGGCUGGGCUUCUGCAUAGAUGGAGCAGGGGUUGGGUGAGGAGGACGUUGUAUUCGCUGUGCUUCGGUCCUCCAGAGUUUAAACUUAAAGCCAAGGAUUUAAGAGCACAAAUGUUUCAAAGGAUUAUUUUGACCUAGAGUCGCUGAUGUCUGCGAUGAAUGAGGUUUGAAAUUCUCUCAAAUACUCCAGCUUUGGGUGGAGUGGCAGAAAGAAUCGCAUUGUAAACAGAUUAAAAGCACACACUCUCGUGGAUUUCACAUACAAUUUGGUCAGCUCGUUCUACUAUCAGACACCUGUGGCUCUGGGUUACUAACACUGUACAAGGAGCAGGCACAUUGCCGCAUAUAUCUGUACAAUGUCGUGCAGUCAAACACAGCUUGCAAUAUAGUUUACCUGUGUGAAAAUAUAACGUCCAAUUUUUGUAGUUUUUAAACCCAAAUAACUUUUUAUUCAUCGCUCACAUUUUUGUAUAUAAGAUAGUUAUUGCAUCCAUGGUGUGUUUUGCGUAAAGUCUGAUUUCAUCAUGGUCCUUAAAGGAAAAGUUUGAUUUUACAACAAGUAAAUUAAAAAACUGACCCCACUUUAAGAUCUCACCAGUAAAUAUGAAAGGCAUAGCAACCAGUUUUAGCUUAGCUUGUCAUUAAAUAUAUAUUUUUUUCACUUUUGUAUAAUUUGAAGAAAUGAUUUAUAAAAUGUUUGUGAGUGAUCUGUGCUGGCAGUUCUGCCCCACCCUCUUAUUUCCAGUUUUUAAGCUAACCAGCUGCUGCUUGUAGUACAGAAAAUGGGGCUGUCAGACUACUACAAUGCCAGUCUGCCUCUUUAAUUAUGAGCUACAGCAUAAACCUUAUGACCUCCACUGAGUUUGUAUAAACACAGCUUUGCUCUGUGAAAACACUAAAGAGACACGUCAUGAAGAAUAACAUCUUACCGAGCUUUUAAGUUCCUUACAAACUUGGUACGAAAACCAAGGAAAUUAUUGUUUGGUUGGUUGUCCUCUGUUGUAACAAUGCUUCUUGAUAAUAAAUAUUAUAGUGCUGGAAAGCCUGUUUAUUUCUCCUUAAAUGCUUCCACAUUUGUAAGGAAAACACAUUUUUGAGUUGAGCAGCAGAGUUGAGUAUGUGGGUUACACCCAUGAAAACCUUGCCAAAUCUUCAGCUUAUUCUGCUACUGACACUUGUUUGGUGCUUAUUGGAUUGGACGAUCGAAGUCUGAAGAAACAAAGUAUAUUGGCAAUUUAACAAUGACAAAACAGAUUUGACAAGUUUUUCAUGGGUGCAGCCCUCAUACUCAGAUUUAUUGCCGAGACGUAUUGUUACAACAUAGAAAUUAUCGACCAAAUGCAAAUUUGGUCGAUAAUUUUAAAAGUCGAUAACUUUUUUGUUUAUUUGAGGUUGUUACCGAUCAAACAAAGAACCAAAUCAGACUCGACACGACUAAACAACAUUUGUAUGCACUAUAGAGGUGAAUUCACCCUUUAACUUGUUUUGAAGUGUAGAAAAUGUUGUAGUAAAGUGACAAUCAAGCAGUUCGUACACAACUUUGGAUUCCCUUUCUCCUUAUUAGGCUUCAGCCCAUCAUGGCUGAUGUUGCAUAGCUGCUAUAAAGACACCAAAAAUAGGGGAUGUCUAUUGCACAUGAUCCAUGCUUUAGUUAAACCACAGCUCCUUUUAAUUUUCCAGCCCACUGAUCAUUGUGUAAAAACAAAAUUUUCAUUUUCGUGACUUUCAGUUGCAUUCUGUGAGAAAAUGCUCACUUGCUCACUUGUUAACAUCGUAUUAGUAACCUUGUGCAUUGAAGUAGUCUGCGUAGUCCAGUAGAUGACAGAAUACACGUGGAUGGCUUUUCAAAGACAAAUCUGCCAUAAAGUUCUACUGAUUACAUCAUUAAUAUGUGUUUGAUAUAUCAAACAAUGUACUCCUCUUCUAAUUUUUUUUUUUAUCUGUUAAGUCAAAUUGUGAGAAUAAUGACAAACUUCAGAAACAGGAAGAUUAAUGUGCACUGAAAUGUGUUUGAGUGCUGCAGUUUGUAGCAAUAUAACUUGCAUCUAUUUAGCACAAAAGUCUAUGAGAUGUCAUAAGUAGUAAUUGUCUUUUGUGAUUAAUAUUUUGGUGAAUUUGUCAUGAAAAAAAAAAAAAGGUUUUUAUUCUUAAAACAGCAUCAAGCCCUUUGGUUCUGAGUAAAUUCAAAUGGUGGAGAAAUAGUGUUUAUCUUUUGUUUGUUUUGCCCAAACUGUGUCCAUAUAUACAUAUUUGCUUUAAAACUGAUCCUAACAAAAUGUCAAAAGUUGGAUCAUUCAGUCAUUUAUGUUAUCACAAGUGCAUGGUGAUUUUUGUGACAGUGCUUCAGAAAAAUGGACAGUUUGUUAAUUUUACCUCGGAGAUGGCGUACAGUGGUCUUGAUCUGUGCAUGAAGUUUCGCUAGCUCCUCAGUGUGCCUGCAUCCUUUGUUAUGCAGAUGUAUUAUCCUCACCCCCGUACCUACCUAAACUCCAUCAGCAUGUUUGCUCUGUUUCUAUUUCUUUCAUCUUUCAAAGUGCAAUCCCUUUUCCAAAAAAGGUGGGAAGAGCCAAAUAAAACAGAAUGCUUGGAUUUGGAAAUCAUGUAAACCCUAUAUUUAAAAUAAAUAUAACACACAAUACUAAAUAUAAUGAGAUGGAUAGUGACAAAUGUUACUGUGUUGAUGACAGCAGCAUAUCUCAAAAGCACUUGAGAUAAAAGCAUGUUCAUCACUUCUUGAAACAACACUCCACAAGCAUUUAGGAACUGAGAAGACCAGAUGUAGUUCUGAAAUCAUUUUUUCCCAAUUUAUGCUCGUUAAGCUGCUCAACAGUUCAGUUGUUCUCUGCAGAAGAUGCCACCAUAUGUUGUUUUAAAGCCUAUUUAACAUUAAUGAUGCCUUCACAUACACUGGAUGGACAAAAGUAUUGGGCUACCUACACGUUACACCUACAGGAGCUGCUCGGUCAUGGAAAGUCGUGCCAUGAAGCUCCUGGUGGACAGUUUUUGUGCUGAUGUUAAUGCAAGAGGAGGCUUUCUGCAGUUACUAAGACAGCAGAGCGUUGGCAGCUUUUACGCACUAUGCACCUCAGCGCUCGCCAGCUCUGCUCUGUAACUUUAUGUGACCACUCUUUGGCUGAGUUGUUGUGGUUCCUAAACACUUCCACUUUGCAAUAAUACCACUAAGUCCUGAUUUAGACUUCUGCAGGGAAUCUUUGUAGAGCCUACAACGUAACUUACGUAAGUGGCUGAUGUCGUUUGUGCUUGUGCUGGUGCAUUAUGUGUGGUCAUGUCCCAGUGUUUUAUAUGCGGUGCCAGGUGAUAGGAAUAAAUAAACUGCAGGGAUUUUUUUCCUCCUCUUAUUUAAGUCAGUUCUUUUGAGGGUGCAAACAUAUUUGUUCCUCUGGGGGGGAAUAGCUUAAGCAAUUUUCCUCCAGUAAUUUGCUGACAUUUAGGAGUCUUCAUAUUGAUAUGAUUAUUUUUCCUUUUAAUGAGGCAAUGAUUGUUAUUCUCACACUGAUAAAUUCAAAAGGAAAAAUCAACAGGACUGAACAGAUCAGUCACAAUAGUUGACAUGUAGUCGAAUCAGGUUAUGGCUCAGGGUUUAAGGGGGGUUUGUGGUUGCAACAAUUACAGCAUAGAUCAAAAAGCAUAAACCCCAAGUAACAACUAAUGUUGUAACAGCGACAUCCUACUACAGGGCAGCACUUAAAUUCAGUGAGUUCUUGAGAAAAACCCAUUCUUUCACAAGAAGACUGCAGGUGUGGCUACGUGCUUGAUUUGAUACACCUAAAUUCAAACAUUAAGAGGUGUGGCCUAAUACUUUUGUCCUGUAUAGUAUAUCUGCAAUUUACCAUGCCAUGCAUACUAAUGCUUCCCAUAUCAUGGUUGCUAGUAUGUAGGUGGUAAGAUUUAAUAGUUUAUGCAACUACCAGAGAAGACAACAUGUCAGGAUGUUUCUUUAUUUUUGUUUGUUUUCAUUUAUUCUUACGGAUGACAAGACAAACCUGUUCUCUGACAGUGGUCCUGAGUCGUUACAGUGACCUUCACAACAUAAUCAUGUCUAUUUCUAACGCAGUGCUACGUGAGGCCCUGAAGGGCACACCUUCAACAUUAGCUUUUAGCCGUUUCACUUGCAUACAGAGAUGUCUUUGGAUUUUCUCUGAACCUUUUAGUGAUAUUAUCCACCAUCCUUACUUCUGACGUAGUUUUCUGAGACGCUUUCUUUACUAACAGUCAUUUUACUCGCCUGCCCAGUAGUUUAACAGCAUCAUCUUCGAAAUGAGAACACAUUUAAAAAUAACAAAGUUAAAGAAUGUUUACUUUGGACCACUUUCAUGAAUUACGGGGUUUACAUUUUUUGCAAAACAAUGCAUUCUGUUUUUAUUGAUAUUUUGCCUAAUGCCACAGCUUUUUUAGAAAGAGGUUUGUACUGCUGUUACGUCAUCCACUGUGUACCUGGCGGUAACAAUACAAAAAAAAAAAAGUUGUGAUGUCCUCAAAGCAUGAGCAAUACAAUAGUCACUUCUUAAGAGGGGACUUUUUUCCCUGCUGUUGAACAAAGCAUGAUGAUACCAUAGUAAUCCUAAUAAUGACAGCUCAAACAUGGAAAGAACUCCUGAAUGUAAAACUAAGUUCAGUAUCCAUGUGAGGGUUUGGUUUUUUUCAGUUUAAUACACAAUUUACAAGACUGUAUAAAGCAAUAUAUGGAAAAGUAAUGUGUUUAUAAUAAUAAAGCACAAUGUUUAAAACCUAAGUGUGCGCUCACUGGCUUCAGGAGAGUAACAGCACUAAGAUGGAAACUGGUGGUACAUUUACUGAUUGCAGCCAAUCCUUUUUAACCCAUCUAUUACAGUUUCUGUUUUUAGUCAUCCCGGGAGCAAAGUGAGGGUAAGGACGACUGCAACCAGCGUUUUCCAACUCGUUAGUGCUCUCCCAUCUGCUGCUUUCCACCUGGACACUUCCUGCAGCGAGGGAUCAAGGCCCAGGGCAGAAAACGUUUGGAGAAGUAAAGACAUGCAUGUGGCAAUUCCCUCAUUAGAGAAGCCAUGUUUGAUGUCUGAAGCAUGACGGCCAAUGUUUGUUUUUGCUUUUUUUUUUCCCCACCUGCAGUUUCCUCUCCAAGACUUUAACCUUUUAAUAUAAUCAACAUGAGCUGUGCAGACAUUUAAAUCUUCAGAAAGGAGAAAUACGCACACCGUGUCUGUGAUUUUUUUCUCCCCAAGGAAUUUAAUGAUGUGAACAGAUCCAUCCAGAGUUCAUAUAUUGAAUUACAUUACCAAAAAAAAAGUAUAAGAUACAAAAGGUGAUGUGAACACUUUCAGAGGUUCCACUGCUAGAUAACAAAAUAGCAGCUUAGAAAGAGUAGUCACGAGUUUGUACAAAGUAAUAAUAAAGUAAUUUGUGGAGAUUUUGGGAAACAGUUGUUCAACUUUUUGUAAGAGUCGGCUCACUCUUAUAUAGAGCAGGGGUGUAAAACAUAAGGCCCAGGAACCAGACUCGGUCGGGUCGGGUGAA
Molecule: messenger RNA, 6258 nt
Organism: Oreochromis niloticus (Nile tilapia)
Lineage: Eukaryota; Metazoa; Chordata; Actinopteri; Cichliformes; Cichlidae
Product: neuritin
Exons: 3
Coding region: 330-764 (144 amino acids)
Biological process (GO): nervous system development; neuron projection extension
Cellular component (GO): plasma membrane
Source: RefSeq, a predicted model, not a curated record